UAAAAUAUAUCUAAUAACAGAGAGAGGGAGGUGCAAAUAAUAAUGGAGCAUGGAAAAUUUGUUGUUAGCAGCAUGGUAAAGGCUCAAAGCAAAGAGAGGCUUGCCAUUUUAGAAGUUGCACACAUGAUGAGUGUGCCUAUGUCACUCGUUGCUGUUCUCAAUAUGAAGGUACCUGAUGCCAUCUGGCAAGGUGGCAAUAACACUCCACUCUCCGCUUCUGAGAUACUCGCCGUUGUUCGUCCCAACGGCGGUGGAGAUGCGGAGAAUCUUCAACGCAUCCUCCGGUUGUUGACCACCUAUGAUAUUUUUGAUGAGCAGUUGAAUAGCAAAGGUGAGAGGAAGUAUUCUCUGAGUGAUGUUGGUAAAACUCUUAUUGCAGAUGCUGAUGGUUUAUCCUAUGCAGCAUACGUGCUCCAACACCAUCAGGAGGCGUUGAUGCGAGCAUGGGCGUUGGUGGGAGAGGCGGUGGAGGAUCCAACGGUGGAGCCGUUCGAGAAGGCGAACGGAGAAUCGGCAGUAGCAUAUUACAUAAAGAGAGCAGAUGUAAUGAGUUUGAUAUACAGUUCAUUGGCUGGGAUGUCAGUGCCUUUCAUGAGGGAAAUGUUGGAGAAUUAUGAUGGAUUUCAAGGUGUGGAGACUCUAGCUGAUGUUGGUGGUAAUUCUGGUGUGUGUCUUAACAUGAUUAUGAACAAAUAUCCUAACAUACGCAAGGGCAUUAAUUAUGAUUUUCCUGCUAUGGUAUCUUCUGCGCCGGAAUUUCCAGAUAUAACCCACAUCGGUGGUGAUGCGCUUCAGUCAGUACCUGCUGGGGAUGCUAUCUUCAUGAAGUGGAUAUUCUUAGCAUGGACAGAUGAGGAAUGCAAGAAGACCUUGCAGAACUGUUACAAGGCUCUUCCGGUGGACGGAAAAUUGAUCGUUUGUGAACCGGUGCUGCCGGAGCUGACCGAUGAGAGUCAAAGAACAAGAGCAUUGUUGGGGGGUGACAUAUUCAUAAUGACAAUGUACAGAACCAAGGGAAAACACAGAACAGAGGAACAAUUUAAACAACUUGGUGCUUCUACUGGUUUUUUUCGUUUUCGUGCCUUCUAUAUUGAUCCUUAUUUGGCCGUGCUCGAAUUUCAGAAAUGAUCAUGCAGAGAAAGCUUUAAAUUGGUGUGUUUAAUUAUUCACUUUAAUGUAAUAAAAAACAUGUCAUGAUGAUAUAUAGUGGAUGCUGGGAUACUAAUUCAUUACUGUUUCCUUAUCACCAUAAAUAAAUCUUCAUUCAUCAUAAUA
This is a messenger RNA of Cicer arietinum (chickpea), 1275 nucleotides long. Its product is annotated as nicotinate N-methyltransferase 1-like. Gene Ontology annotation, molecular function: O-methyltransferase activity; protein dimerization activity. NCBI's taxonomy places the organism in Eukaryota, Viridiplantae, Streptophyta, Magnoliopsida, Fabales, Fabaceae. The record is from RefSeq and is a predicted model, not a curated record.